CCAUUUUUGUCAUUCUUUCCAUUUUUGGCCAGUAAAAACUACACAAAUAAGCUGAACUCUUCAUAAAUCAUAAGAAGAGGGUUUUCAAGAAGAAGGGCAAAUACUAAAAAUGGCAAGUCCUGGCAGUGGAGGAAGAACACUUGAAAUAGAAAAGAUGAGUGUUGAGCAACUUAAAGCACUGAAAGAACAAGCUGAUCUUGAAGUUAAUCUCCUUCAAGAUAGCCUUAAUAACAUCCGUACAGCAACUUCUCGUCUUGAAAUUGCAUCUAAUGCCCUUCAAGAUCUGUCUCUAAGACCUCAAGGGAAGAAAAUGUUGGUUCCUUUAACGGCGUCUUUGUAUGUGCCUGGGACCCUAGAUGAUGCUGAUAAGGUUUUGGUAGAUGUCGGCACUGGAUAUUUUGUUGAGAAAACUAUGACAGAAGGAAAAGAGUACUGUGAGCGGAAAAUCAGCCUGCUAAAGUCCAAUUAUGAACAGCUCCUUGAUGUUGCAACGAAGAAGAAAAGUAUCGCUGAUGAAACUGGUGUUAUCUUGCAAGCUAAAUUGAGACAACUUGCUCCAGCGCAGUAGAUCACACUUGCUUUUUCCCCUUCUGGGCGACCUACUUAUAAGGUUUUUAAAGAUCAACCGCACGGAGUUUCCUUUGUUGAUAACUCAAGAAGUUCAUGCGCCUCAACGAACUUUACAACUACCAAAUUCUGUCUAAAUUAGUAUUUUGCUGAAGCAGAAGUUCAAUGAGUAUUCAACGUACCUCCCUUCAUUUCACCCCAUUUUCCGCUGUUCUUUUUGCCUUUUGCGAGAAACAGAUGUUUGAUCAUCUGUUCCAUUGUAGUAACAUUGGUUGAUGACUCAAAAAGUUUAUGAUUUACCUUGGAAUGUCCUUUAGGGGGUGAAACCAUGAUACGGUUCUACUUUUACUGCGACUCGAGCUUCUAUUUCAUCUAUCUGUGUUUGUGUU
Molecule: messenger RNA, 956 nt
Organism: Lycium barbarum (goji berry)
Lineage: Eukaryota; Viridiplantae; Streptophyta; Magnoliopsida; Solanales; Solanaceae
Product: prefoldin subunit 5
Exons: 4
Coding region: 110-568 (152 amino acids)
Biological process (GO): protein folding; regulation of DNA-templated transcription
Cellular component (GO): prefoldin complex; cytoplasm
Source: RefSeq, a predicted model, not a curated record